AUGAUUCUCAAUCCAAACUUCCGGGAGUUGCACGUGGCAGAGCAACCGCCAUUGAUCAAUCCGCUGGUCUCUGCCAUCCAGGGCUGGCUUCGCGACAAUGGGCAGCCGUUGUUCGAUUUCCUGGCCAAGCCUGACACGGUGAAGCAGAUCCUGAAGGAGCGGGGCGCCCGUUUGGGGCCACCGUAA
Durusdinium trenchii is the source of this 186-nucleotide messenger RNA. The record is from the annotation of a GenBank genome assembly. Lineage: Eukaryota; Dinophyceae; Suessiales; Symbiodiniaceae.